AUGUCAGCAAAAGCUGCAUUUCCUUCCAUCAAGCACUUUUGGAAACAAGGUCUUUUCUUAACGGUGGUGGCAGUCACCUCUGCUUAUUUCGUUAAAUCCAAUGUUACCAUUCGUCGUAGAAAACAAUACAUCAAAGAGGCUUCAUCUUAUGAUUCAUUGAUGCAAGAAAGGGUUAGAGAAAGAUCUGGAGAUUCCAUAUCUACUGUCAAACCUGGAUUCCCCUUAGAUGAUGGUAUAGAAAGAUAUCAACGUAAGAGUGAAUAUGAAGGUGCUGGGUUGAGUUACAGAUCAAGAAGAACCGGUGAUAAGUUCACUAUAUCACACUUUUUCACGGACUAUAGCAACGACAGCAACAGCAAAAAGGAUAACUGA
This is a messenger RNA of Pichia membranifaciens NRRL Y-2026, 372 nucleotides long. RefSeq lists its product as hypothetical. The record is from RefSeq and is a predicted model, not a curated record. Bases 1 to 372 code for a protein of 123 amino acids. The transcript has a single exon. Lineage: Eukaryota; Fungi; Ascomycota; Pichiomycetes; Pichiales; Pichiaceae.